Messenger RNA from Oncorhynchus masou masou (cherry salmon), 7519 nucleotides. Its product is annotated as host cell factor 1-like. Bases 783 to 5897 code for a protein of 1704 amino acids. Gene Ontology annotation, cellular component: histone methyltransferase complex. The record is from RefSeq and is a predicted model, not a curated record. NCBI's taxonomy places the organism in Eukaryota, Metazoa, Chordata, Actinopteri, Salmoniformes, Salmonidae. The transcript has 28 exons. Gene Ontology annotation, molecular function: transcription coactivator activity; protein binding. Gene Ontology annotation, biological process: regulation of DNA-templated transcription; chromatin remodeling.
UUGAUGGAGCUUAAAUGUAGGCCGAGUUCAGACACGGCAUGAUAAAUGACAACACGUUGUAUGAUAUUGAAUAUAAUUCGGUUUAUAUAUGUUGAAUUGAAUUACGCUAGCUAUAUAAUACAUGUAUAUUUAUCUAACUGAAUUGCAUUGUAACCGGUGCAUGACGCUGUACUAGUACCGUUUCCUCGCAAGCUAACAUUGUUAGCCAGCUGGCUACGUUAACCUAGCUAAUUAGCCAUUACGCUAAUGUGGACGCGCGGUUUUGUAAUUGAUGUGUUGCGAAAAUUCCCCAUUUCAAGUGAUGGUGUGCAUCUGACUUGUAUUCGAUUCCUAUUUAAAGGUGUAUAUAAUGUUAAUGUGAAGCAGAAGCGGCGACAGAUUGAAUGAAUGUGACAACAUGGCGACUCCCAGAGAAGCAUGAAAAUAGCAAUCCACAGUAAACAGGGGUCUAAUUACAAAUGCUUUACGAGUAUUUAAUUGUGGUAGACUUCAUCCACAGAUUUACCAAUAUGACUUUAGUGGGACAUGGCUGGUGUACGUUCAUGAUGAAGCAGUAGCUAAAUUAAGGUUUAAUCUAACACCGGUAUUAUUUGUCUUUUUCAUUUGUAUUCUCUUCCGCCAUUUUUCAGACUGGCGGAGGUUUGUUUGGUUGUUACAAGAUGGCGGCUCCCAUGGAGUGGCACUCUGAUUACCUCAGUUUUAACUGCAAAAUGCUACGGCAAAAAACAUGACAUUGAAAAGGAAAUACAAUACACCUUUGUUACAGGUUGAGUUCAGAGGACAUGACAUUUCCUGGUUCAAUGGUGUCUGGGACCACAGGCUCAACUCUGCAGCCACGAUGGAAGCGGGUUCUCGGAUGGUCUGGGCCUGUGCCUCGGCCAAGACAUGGUCAUAGAGCCGUUGCUAUAAAGGAAUUGAUGGUGGUUUUUGGAGGAGGAAAUGAAGGAAUUGUGGAUGAAUUGCAUGUCUACAACACAGCAACAAACCAAUGGUUUAUCCCUGCGGUUCGUGGUGAUAUUCCCCCUGGAUGUGCUGCAUACGGUUUUGUUUGUGAUGGCACCCGGCUUCUGGUUUUUGGUGGAAUGGUGGAAUAUGGAAAAUACAGCAACGAUCUCUAUGAGCUACAGGCCAGCAGAUGGGAAUGGAAAAAGUUGAAAGCUAAGUCUCCCAAAAAUGGCCCACCUCCCUGUGCUCGACUUGGUCACAGUUUCUCUCUGGUGGGCAACAAGUGCUUCCUGUUUGGAGGGCUGGCUAAUGACAGCGAGGACCCCAAGAACAACAUCCCUAGAUACCUGAAUGAUCUGUACACCCUGGAGCUUCGUGCUGGCUCCAGUGUUGUAGGCUGGGAUAUACCAAUUACUUAUGGCGUUUUGCCGCCACCUCGCGAGAGCCACACUGCUGUAGUGUACACAGAAAAGGAGAGCAAGAAAUCUCACCUUAUCAUCUAUGGAGGGAUGAGUGGCUGUCGUCUGGGAGAUCUAUGGACUCUUGACAUUGACACCCUGACCUGGACCAAGCCAUCGGUGAAUGGCACAUCGCCUCUGCCCAGGAGUCUCCACUCUGCCAUCACCAUCACAAACAAGAUGUUUGUUUUUGGGGGAUGGGUUCCCCUGGUUAUGGAUGACGUGAAGGUGGCAACACAUGAGAAAGAAUGGAAGUGCACAAACACUCUGGCCUGCCUAAAUCUGGACUCCAUGGCCUGGGAAUCAGUGUUGAUGGAUACCUUGGAGGACAAUAUCCCCAGAGCCCGGGCAGGACAUUGUUCUGUGUCCAUCAACUCUAGGUUGUAUGUCUGGAGUGGCCGUGACGGUUACCGUAAAGCAUGGAACAACCAAGUCUGCUGUAAAGACCUCUGGUAUCUUGAGACAGAGAGGCCACACGCUCCCUCGAGAGUGCAGCUUGUCCGUGCCAACACCAACUCCCUGGAGGUGAGCUGGGGCGCUGUGUCCACCGCAGACACCUACCUGCUGCAGCUGCAGAAGUACGACAUCCCAGCUGCCGCUGCUGCCAUCUCCCCGGCCCUCACCGCCACCUCUUCUCUACCAGGGAACUUGCCCAAAAGCCCAGCUGCUCCCUCUGCUCAGAACCUACCACACACAGCCAUCUUGAAGGUUGCAGCCCCUCAGUCUGGCACAGGUACCUCCCUUGUCACUGUGCGAGCCAACCAGGCUGUGAAAUCCCCUGUCACUGUGACAUCACUUCCUCCAGGGGUUCGGAUGAUGGUUCCUGCCCAGACUGCCCAAGGAACGCCAAUCGGCAAUAGUCCUCAGAUGAGUGGCAUGGCAGCUUUGGCUGCAGCUGCAGCAGCAACACAAAAGAUCCCGCCCUCUUCAGGCACUGGGCUCAACCUUCCAGCAGGUGCCACCCUCGUCAAAACGAUGGCUGUCUCCCCUGGCUCCACCACAGUCAAAAUGUCAUCUCCUCUCAUGGUCAGUAACCCAGCCACUCGCAUGCUGAAGACUGCUGCAGCUCAGGUGGGCACAGCGACUGUAUCAUCACCCAACUCGCCCAACCGACCCAUCAUCACUGUGCACAAGUCAGGCACGGUCACCGUAGCCCAGCAACACCAGGUGGUUACCACCAUGGUGGGAGGAGUCACCAAGACAAUCACCCUGGUCAAGAGCCCCCUUACAAUGGGAGGCAGCGGCACUCUGCAGAUCUCCAGCCUUGGCAAGAUGAUAUCUGUGGUACAAACCAAGCCAGUGCAGACAUCAGCUGUUACAGGCCAGGCUUCCACUAACCCUCUAUCACAGCUCAUACAGACUAAGGGUUCUCUCCCUGCUGGCACCAUACUGAAGCUGGUGACUUCAGCAGAUGGCAAGCCCACCACCAUCAUCACCACGUCCCAGGCAGGGGCCACAGGGAACAAACCCACCAUCCUGAACAUCAGCGGCAUGUCGCCCACCACAACCAAACAGGGCACCACCAUCAUCAAGACCAUCCCUAUGUCUGCUAUUAUGAACCAGCCUGGAGCCACAGUGACCAGUAGCACAGGGAAGAUGCCCUAUACCAUUCUCACCACCAAGAUGAUGACCACUGGCACUCCAGGCAAAAUCAUCACUACCAUGCCUAAGCUUGGCACUGUAACUGGCCAACAGGGGCUGACACAGGUGGUUUUGAAGGGCGCUCCGGGCCAACCUGGCACCAUUCUCCGCACUGUACCCAUGGGUGGAGUCCGACUCGUCACCCCGGUUACGAUGACUUCUGUCAAGCCCAAUGUAACUACACUGGUCGUCAAGGGAACAACUGGUGUCACCACCCUGGGGACAGUCACAGGCACAGUCUCCUCCAGCCUGGCAGGGGGCAGUUUAGCCAGUGCCAAUGCCUCUCUGGCAACUCCCAUCACCACCCUGGGCACCAUUGCCACCCUGCCCAGCCAAGUCAUCAACCCUACGGCCAUCACUGUGUCAGCGGCCCAGGCCUGUCUGACCACAGUCACUACCCUGUCCACCUCCACCAUGUCGGUGAACCAGCCAACCCAGGUGACUCUCAUCACCACCCCCAGUGGGGUUGAGGCCCAGCCAGUGCAGGACCUGCCCGUGUCCUUCCUGGCCUCCCCCACCUCUGAGCAGCCCUCCACUGAGGCCGGGGAUGCCCCUGGUACUGUCACUAUGGUCUGCUCCAACCCACCCUGUGAGACCCACGAGACUGGAACCACCAACACAGCCACCACUGCGUCUGCUAACAUGUCAGUGUGCUCCAACCCUCCCUGUGAGACCCACGAGACUGGAACCACCAACACAGCCACCACUGCGUCUGCUAACAUGUCAGUGUGCUCCAACCCUCCCUGUGAGACCCACGAGACUGGAACCACCAACACAGCCACCACUGCGUCUGCUAACAUGUCAGUGUGCUCCAACCCUCCCUGUGAGACCCACGAGACUGGAACCACCAACACAGCAACAACCUCUUCCACCAACAUGGGAGGGGCAAUGAGGGCAACCACCUCUGCUUACCCUGGAACCGCCACAGGCAACCAGGGACCAGAGAACCUGCGCACCGGAACCACCGUCACCCCCGCCACAGCACGCUCUAACAUGGGCUCAGCCCAGACCGGCACUGUGCAGAGUCCCAAGCAGCCAGCCGUGGGCCUUACAGUUUGCUCUAACCCACCCUGCGAGACACAUGAAACGGGCACAACCAACACUGCCACUCAGUCCUCGUCCGGCAUGGGUAACGGGAAGACUAACACUGUGCAGAAAGUGUGCUCAAACCCACCCUGCGAGACCCACGAAACGGGAACCACCAACACCCCAUCCCAGGCCAGUUCCAACAUGGCUGGGAACCAGACAGGAACAGUGACGGUGCAGGGGGUGUGUUCAGACCCCCCCUGUGAAACCCACGAGACUGGCACCACCAACACGGCAACUACUGCCACAGCAGAUGGAGCAGACGGUGGCACCAGCAGUACAGAGACUCCCUCCACUACUGCAUCAGGAACAACCCCAGCCACCAUCCAGAGCAGAGCGAUCACUACUGUGACCCAGUCCACACCAGCCCCAGGGCCCUCAGUACCUGUCAUGCUAAAGUCCAUUUCUUCGAUCACUGAGGGUGCAGCAGUUUCCACAGAAGAGCCCAUGCAGACUGAUGCGGCCACAGAGGGGGGAGACACCGCUAUGGAGACUGGGCUGCCCCCAGAGCUGAUGUCAGAGGGGCAGAUAGGAACAGGUCUGUCUGCAGAGGAGCUGGCUGUGACUGCAGCAGCGGAGGCAGCAGCACAGGCAGCAGCCACUGAGGCGGCCCAGGCCCGGGCCAUCCAGGCAGUUCUCCAGGCAGCACAGCAGGCCACCAUGAACGAGGGUGAUUCUGGCUCGGACAGACAGCAGACCACCACAAUCCCCAUCGUUCUGACCCAGCAAGAGCUGGCAGCCCUGGUCCAGCAGCAGCAGCAGCUCCAGGAAGCUCAGGCCCAGGCUCAGGCCCAGCAGCAAGGAAACGCCCAAGCCCUGCCCACUGAGGGCCUGGCCCCCGCAGACAGCCUGAAUGACCCCACGUCUGAGAGCAAUGGACACAAUGAGAUGGCUGCAGCUGCUUCCAGCGAUGUGGCAUCACUGCUGCCGCGCACCUCCACGGAGACCCUGGCCCCCUCAAGCACAUUUGCUGUUUCCAGUCCAGCCAACCUGCAACCUGCAACUUCUCUAGCAGAGGUGGCCAAUGGCAUCGAGGGUGGGAAGCUAUACCCUCAACCAGCCCCUAUCAAGACACUUGUAAAAAAAGAGAACCAGUGGUUCGAUGUUGGAAUCGUUAAGGUGACAAACAUGGUGGUCACACACUUCUUCAUCCCAGGGGAUGAUUCUCAAGUAGAGGAUGACUCGGGCGCCAUUCCAGACUAUAACCAGAUGAAGAAAAUGGAGCUGCAGCCUGGCACAGCUUACAAGUUCCGUGUUGCUGGCAUCAAUGCUUGUGGUCGUGGUUCCUUCUCAGAGAUCUCUGCUUUCAAGACCUGUCUACCAGGCUUCCCCGGAGCACCUUGUGCCAUCAAAAUCAGCAAGAGCCCGGAUGGUGCCCACCUCACCUGGGAGCCUCCUUCGGUGACAUCAGGGAAGAUCAUUGAGUAUUCUGUGUACCUGGCCAUCCAAAGCACCCAGACAGCUGAGCCCAAGACCUCCACCCCAGGCCAGCUGGCCUUCAUGCGGGUGUACUGUGGGCCCAACCCCUCCUGCCUGGUGCAGUCCACCAGCCUUUCGAACGCCCACAUAGACUACACCACCAAGCCUGCCAUCAUCUUUCGUAUUGCCGCGCGCAACGAGAAGGGCUAUGGCCCUGCCACACAAGUCCGAUGGCUGCAAGAGUCCAGCAAAGAUGGUGCCUCGGCAAAACCUGCCCCAAAAAGACCAGCAGUGUCCUCACCUGAUGUUAAGGCUGCUGGUCAAAAGAAAGCAAGAACGGACCAGUGAGAUGGCCCAGAUGGACCCCCUCCCUACUCGCUGUCCUUUUUGACCAGGAAGACUUCAUCCUCAUCCUGGCUUCACCCCAUCUGCGAGUUGACCCACAACCAGCCAGCAACAUAAGCAAAAUGGCAGCAGAAACCCUAGAAAAUCAACAAGAGAGAGAGUUCUGUAGCCAAGACUGUUUUUUCUUUCUUCUAGAGCAACACAAAUUUAAAAAAGCACAUUGUAGCUUUUACUUCAUUAGUCUUUUUUGUUUAUUUUCUUUGCUUUCCCCCUAGCUACUUUUAUUAUACAUAUUUUUGGCUAGUUUCCGUAGUUGUAGAGAAAAAUUUGCAGCAUCACAAGCUGUGAGCCAGCCUGAGCCUAAUGUUACUUUUUUUAUUUUUUAUAUUUGGGGGUAGUAGAGAGAGACUACAUGAGAUGAUGUACAGUUUGAGCAUGUGCUGAACAGGAGGCAGUGUUGGUUUAGAUGGGAGGAACAAUCAAAACGGAAAAACAAAGCACUUUUCCUCAAAAGGGACAUUUCCCCCUCAGGCAGAAAUGUUCUUCAAUUAAGAAACCAAUAUAUACAAACAUCAUACUGGACUCUAGUCUCCUGGUAAUCUCAUCACUGUGCUUUUGCCCCGAGGUAAGGACUGAUGGCUCUGAAGUGGAGAAAGUAUUCCAUGACAAAGGAAGAAAUUUGUAGAGGAACAGAGACUUUGCUACGACUGAGACUUGCAGCAUACACACAACAAAUAUUGCAAAAUCUUCCCCAAAAAUUUGCAAGCAAUGAUGCAGGUCUUUGCGUAGUUUAAUUUUCUAUUUUUUUUAAGCUUUUCCCUGUGUCUAUCACCAUGCAUUUUAAAACGUCAACUACUUUUAUUUUUUUAGUUUAUUAUUGUUCAUCCCCAUAGUUUAAGUGUUUGUGGGAAAGAGGUGGUGGCAGUGCUGAGGUAAACACUAUAUUUUAAAAUAUUGGUUUUGAUCAGUUGUAUGUUCUUGUUGUGUUGGAGUGUAUGGGGAAAAAUAAAGGCUUUUGUAUUUGUGCUGACUAGGACCGCAAAUGUAAUAGGACUGAAGGGAAUUUGAAACAGACCCGUGGAGAGGAGUACAUUUAUUUUACUACAUCUUCCAAUGCUUGUGUUGCUGUGUGUAUGCCAAACAUGGACAAUUUAAUGAAGAAAAAAUCUUUUCAGUCCCACAUUCCUUCCUUCCCACCCCAAUACACCACCUUUCCAAUCAGUAAUCUGUAUACGCUCUGCUUUUGGGGUCAUUAAUUUGAGUACCCUACAUUUAUUUUAGACCAAGAAAGAAUAUAUUUGGAGACUUUUGUUCUUUAUACUGUUGAGGAAGAUGUAUGUGAAACCACCAAAUAAAACAGGUAUUACAUUUUUUUAGGCUCUGUAUUUUACCAAUUACAGAAGGGAGAUGUGCAGGUUAUUUCUGAGAAGUUUACCUGUAUGUCUUUAAAUUGGGAUGUCUUGGUGGGAAGGAAGAUGAAUAGCCAGAGUUUAAACUCACUUGUAAAUUAGUUCUUCCAUAGCAAGAAUAAAAUAUAUUGGCAUUUUAUACAAUUACCUGUACCAAAAAGUUUUUACAUGUUGGUCAUCUCUCGAUUGCCUUUUGUGUCAUGACUUAUAUAUAUA